Menidia menidia (Atlantic silverside) is the source of this 7388-nucleotide messenger RNA. Lineage: Eukaryota; Metazoa; Chordata; Actinopteri; Atheriniformes; Atherinopsidae. The record is from the annotation of a GenBank genome assembly.
AUGGAGUCAUUUUUUACGGAGGGGGCCCGGGUCUGGGUCAGAGAGAAGGAGCAACUGUUUCCUGCCACCGUAAACUCCUGUGGAGAUGGAACUCUUGUGGUUACAACUGAUUAUGGAGAGGUGCUGUACCUACAGCAGGCUGAGGUCACAAGGGAGCGGGUCUACGCUAUGCAUCAGUCCAGUAUUGAUGGGGUGGAGGACAUGUCUGCGUUGGCUGAGCUGCAUGAGGCUGCUAUUAUGCAUAACUUGUACCAACGCUAUCAGAAAGAUAACAUCUAUACCAAUAUCGGCAGCAUCUUGGCAGCUGUGAAUCCAUACAAAAAGAUCCCAGGUCUGUAUGACUUAGAGAGAGUGGACUUAUACUCCAAGCACCAUCUGGGGGAACUCCCCCCACACAUUUUUGCUGUGGCCAAUGAAUGCUACCGCUGCAUCUGGAAACGCCAUGACAGCCAAUGUAUCCUUAUCAGUGGUGAAUCCGGGGCAGGGAAGACGGAGAGCACUAAAUUACUGCUGCAGUUUCUGUCGGUGAUGAGCCAGAACUCCGCCGGGACGCCUCCAUCAGAGAAAAGCACGAGAGUGGAGCAGGCCAUCGUGCAGAGCAGUCCAAUCAUGGAAGCAUUUGGAAAUGCUAAAACCGUUUACAACAAUAACUCCAGUCGUUUUGGGAAGUUUAUACAGCUUCACUUUUCUGAGAGUGGCAACAUCCAAGGAGGUUGUGUCAUCGACUAUUUGCUGGAAAAGAACCGUGUGGUGCGACAAAACCCAGGAGAGCGAAACUACCACAUCUUCUACGCUCUGCUGGCAGGAGCUAGUAAAGAGCACAAAAGUCUUUACUGCCUGGAGGAUCCUGCAGAAUCUUUCCACUACCUCAGCCAAUCAGGAUGCCUGAAAGACAAAAGCCUGAAUGAUAAAGAGCUAUAUAACAGUGUUAUGGAGGCACUAAAGGUCUUAGAGUUUACAGAGGAGGAGAUCAGAGACAUGUUUAAACUGCUAUCAGGUGUUUUACAGCUCGGCAAUACCGAGUUCAUGACUGCUGGAGGAGCCCAGAUCACCACAAAGCAAAUGGUCACUAAUGCCAGUGAGCUGUUGGGCCUGGAUACCUUCCAACUCUCUGAAGUCCUGACUCAGCGCUCCAUAAUCCUCAGAGGGGAGGAAAUCUGUUCCCCUCUCACUAUUGAGCAGGCCAUUGAUUCCAGGGACUCUGUGGCCAUGGCGUUAUAUUCUCAGUGUUUCUCCUGGAUCAUUCUCAAGAUUAAUCAGAAGAUCAAAGGGAAGGAAAACUUCAAAUCCAUUGGCAUUCUUGAUAUUUUUGGUUUUGAAAACUUUGAGGUGAAUCGAUUUGAGCAGUUUAACAUCAACUAUGCCAAUGAGAAGCUUCAAGAAUACUUCAACAAGCACAUCUUCUCCCUGGAGCAGCUGGAGUACAACAGGGAAGGUGUUCAGUGGCAUGCAAUUGACUGGAUGGACAACGCAGAGUGUCUUGACCUCAUAGAGAAGAAACUUGGCUUAUUGGCACUUGUGAAUGAAGAGAGCCGAUUCCCCAAAGGAACAGAUUUCACUCUGCUGGAGAAGUUGCACAGCAGACACUCUACAAACCCUUAUUAUGUGAAACCCAGACUUGCCGAUCAUCAGUUUGGUAUCAAACAUUAUGCUGGAGAGGUUCUAUAUGACGUUAAAGGAAUCCUGGAGAAGAACAGAGAUACUUUCAGAGAUGACAUCCUAAACAUGCUCAAGGACAGCAGACUGGACUUCAUCUAUGACUUAUUUGAGAAGGUUGGCAGCAGGAACAGUGAGGAGAAGAUGGGAACUGCCAGACGUAAACCCACCGUGAGCUCCCAGUUCAGGGACUCCCUUCAUGCUCUCAUGGCCACUCUUAGUGCAUCCAAUCCGUUUUUUAUUCGCUGUAUUAAGCCCAACAUGGAAAAGAAUCCAAAUGUGUUUGACCCAGAGGUGGUCCUGAACCAGCUUAGAUAUUCUGGGAUGCUGGAGACGGUGAAGAUCCGUCGUGCUGGGUUUCCCGUUCGCAGGACAUUCAAAGAUUUCUUCUCACGGUAUAAGAUCGUUCUGAAAGACAAAGUACCGGCAGCAGGAGACGACAAGAAAAGAAGCACAGACCUUUUAACUAAGUAUGACAAGGUCAAGAAGGAGUGGCAGUUAGGCAAGACCAAGGUGUUCAUGAAAGAGUCUUUAGAACAUCAUUUAGAGAAGGACAGGGAUGAAGUUCGGCGCCAAGCUGCCAUGAUAAUCCGGGCACACCUCCUCACUUUCUCUGCAAAGAAGCAUUUCAAACAGGUACGCACCAGUGUCGUAACCCUCCAGAAGCACUUCCGGAAACACAUCCAACGUAGGCGGUUUGUAAAACAACGCAAGGCAGCACUGGUGCUUCAGAAACACCGACGGGGUCAGGUGGCACGGGCCCGCGUUCGAAAGCUCAGAGAUGAGAAGAAGAAGAGGGAGGAGGAGCAACGGAAGAAAGAAGAGGAAGAGAAGAAAGCAACGGGUGCGGAGGGUGAGGAAGGCGCAAAUGCUGAAGAAGACAAGGCAACAAAGUCCUCAGAGGAAGAAGCUCGUCAAAUGGAGGAGAUCCUGCAGCUGGAGAGAGAGAUCGAACGCUUGCAGAAGAAGCGAGAGGAUGAGGUGUCGCAGCUCUGCGAGUCCUCCAAGCAGGAGCUGCAGCUACGCCGGGACGCCGAGCUCAAACGGAUGAAAAAGGAGGCGUCCCGCAAGGCCACAGAGCUCAUCGACCUUCUGAACUUUGGAGGCGUGGACCCUUCGCUGGGAGCCGCCGUAGCCAAGCCUGCCGCCGAGGCGAAACCCCCAAAAGAGGCGGGCGCCAGGAGAGCUGGGUCCAAAGAAGAGGAUGUGGAUGAGGGCUUUCACGCCGAGGAGGAGUGCAUCCCUCUACCGGACUUCCCUCCUCCCGCCGAGUCAGAUGCUCCUGUGGACCAGGACAUCUUUGUCCAACUCCCUCCUCCCCCGCCUGCUUUUGCAGAGGGGACAGUCCCCCCCGCACCACCUCUGCCCCCACCCCUUCCCACGGACGACACGCUCGCUGGAGGAAUUCCCCCUCCCUCUCUUCCUCUACCUGGAGACGGCGCUUCUGUUCUGCCGACUCCUCCUCCAGCACCACCACCUCCCCCAGGAGAGGGGGGGAAGAACGACGGAGCCAAGGCAGAGCCGGAGAGGAAAGUGAGCAUGGUGGAUAGCCUGGUGGACGGAGAGGAGCCCAUCUACAGCAUGCCGGCUGACACGGAGUCAGACUACGACCAGGAAGAGGAAGAGGGAUCUGUGACAGCUGGAGAUGACAGUUCUGUGUCUGGAAGCAACCGCGGAAGCGCCGCUGUGACCGACGAGGAGCACCCAAGGAAGUCAACGUGCACAAACGCCAGCAUCGAGUCCUACAGAGGCAGCUCUGACUCUUAUGCUGACAGUGACGAUGAACACGAUGGUAUGAUGGACACCGAUGAAGAGGUGACAAAUGGCAGAGUGACUUUGCUUAAUGGAAAUGCACCACCAUAUUUCCACGGAUACCUUUACAUGAAGGCUGGUUUGAUGAUCCCGUGGAGGAGGCGCUGGUGCGUGUUGAAGGAUGAGACUUUUAUGUGGUUCCGGUCCAAGCAAGAGUCCCUGAAGUCUGGCUGGCUUUACAAGAAGGGAGGAGGCCUCUCCACUCUCUCACGGAGGUUGAAUUGGAAAAUGCGCUGGUUUGUACUAAGAGACAGCAAGUUGAUGUACUAUGACAAUGACAGUGAGGAAAAGCUGAAAGGAACCAUCGACAUUCGAGCAGCCAAGGAGAUUGUAGAUAAUCAUGAAAAGGAGAAUGCUCUGAACAUUGUGACUGAUGAGAGAACGUACCAGGUUUUUGCCGAGUCGCCAGAGGAUGCAAGUGGCUGGUUCAAUGUGCUCAGUAAGGUGAGAGUGUGCACCCCUGAGCAGCUGAUGGAGAUGUCCCACGAGCAAGCCAACCCCAAAAAUGCUGUGGGAACUCUCGAUGUAGGAUUGAUUGACUCCGUUUGUGCAUCAGACAAUCCUGAUAGGCCAAAUUCUUUUGUCAUCAUCACGGCCAAUCGUGUGAUUCACUGCAACAGUGACACACCAGAGGAGAUGCAUCACUGGAUCAGUCUGCUGCAGAAACCCAAGGGAGAUGCAAGGAUAGAUGGACAGGAGUUCCUUGUCAGAGGCUGGCUCCAAAAAGAGAUGAAGACGAACGCUAAGAGCACCUCCCUAAAGCUCAAGAAGCGCUGGUUUGUUUUAACCCACAACUCCUUGGAUUACUACAAAAGCUCAGAGCGAAACUCCUCCAAGAUGGGAACUCUGGUCCUUAACUCCCUCUGCUCUGUCAUUCAGCCGGAUGAACGAGUGCACAGGGAGACAGGGUACUGGAACAUCAUAGUGUAUGGGAGGAAGCAUUCCUACCGCCUUUACACUAAGAUGCUGAAUGAGGCCAUGCGGUGGACAGCUGCCAUACAGGGAGUUAUAGACAGCAAGACGCCGAUAGAAACACCAACUCUGCAGCUUAUCAGAGAUAUCAAAGAGAACAGUUUGAAUCCAGACAUAGUGGACCAGAUGUACAGGAGGAACCCCAUCCUUAGAUACACCCAGCAUCCUCUGCACUCCCCCCUGCUGCCCCUCCCUUACGGAGAGGUCACCAGCUUACAUAGGCAGCAGGGCUACGCCAGUCUGCAGGAUGAGGCGGUGCGAGUUUUCAACUCACUGCAGGAGAUGGAAACACUGGCAGACACGGUGCCCAUCAUUCAGGGCAUCUUGCAGACCUGCCAGGACCUGCGGCCUCUAAGAGAUGAGGUCUAUUGUCAGGUGAUCAAGCAGACCAAUCAUGUGCCUCAGCCAAACAGCCCAGCCAAUCGGGCACACUGGCACCUGCUCACCUGCAUGAGUUGCACCUUCCUACCCAGUCGAGCCAUCCUCAGAUACCUCCGCUUCCACCUCAAGAGGGUACGUGAGCGCUACCCCGGCACAGACAUUGAGCGCUAUGCCAGUUUCAUUGGAGAAUCCCUGAAGAAGACCAAGACUCGUGAGUUUGUUCCAUCUCAAGAGGAGAUUGCUGCCCUCCUGGUGAGACAGGAGAUGAGCACCACGGUGUACUGCCAUGGUGGAGGCUCCUGCAAGAUCUCCAUCAACUCACACACCACAGCUGGAGAGGUUGUUGAGAAGUUGAUCAGAGGUCUGGCCAUGGAGGACAGCAAGAACCUGUUUUCUCUGUUUGAACACAACACCUUUACUGACCGAGCUCUGGAGAGCAGAGUGAUUGUGGCAGAUGUUCUGGCCAAAUUUGAGAGACUGGCAGGCAGUGAAGAGGAGGAGGAGGAGGGAGAGUGGAAGCUUUACUUCAAACUAUACUGCUUCUUGGAUGUCGAGAGUAUGCCAAAAGAGGGAGUGGAGUUUGCCUUUAUGUUUGAACAGGCCCAUGAGUCAUUGAUAAGUGGUCAUUUUCCAGCCUCAGAGGAGACUUUGCAGCACCUGGCUGCUUUGCGUCUCCAGUACCUCCACAGUGAUGGGGCAGGCCGGGCCGGAUGGAGCCUAGGAAACGUUUAUCCGAUUGGACGUCUUCGCAAUCGCAUCCUGCACUCCACCAAACCGGGUGUGGCAAGUGGAGCUGGUGGAAGAGGAAGUGGAAUAUCAGGCGAUGGAAUUGGUACAAUAGGACAGGGCAUUAUUGGGAUGGGCACAGAGAAACGAAAAACUCCCAGCUUCCUCGAUGGCACACUCAGGAGAAGUUUCAAAACAGGCUCACUGAAAAAGCAGAAGGUGGAGGAGGAGCAGAUGCUAGAGAUGUGGGUAAAGGAGGAAACGUCCGCCACACGCACCAGCGUACUGGAGAAGUGGACGCGUCUGCAGGGGAUGCCGCAGCACCAGGCUAUGCUUAAAUAUAUGAGCAUUAUUAAGGAGUGGCCAGGGUAUGGAUCUACGCUAUUUGAUGUGGAGUGUAAAGAGGGUGGUUUUCCUCAUGAUCUUUGGCUGGGUGUGAGCGCUGACAAUGUGUCUGUGUAUAAACGCGGUGAACCCAAACCACUGGAGACCUUCCAGUACGAACACAUCACCUUCUUUGGAGCUUCACAACCCUGCACCUAUAAGAUCAUCGUGGAUGAAAGGGAGAUGUUCUUUGAGACUCCAUUGGUUGGAGAGAUCACCAAGAUCAUGAAGGCCUACAUAAACAUGGUGGUGAAGAAACGUUGCAGCAUCAUGUCUGUGACCAGCGUGGCCAGUUCUUGGGUCAGGACUACCUGGAAAAUGGAUUUACGGAUUUUGUUCCCUGCUCUCCUUCUCGUUCUCGGUCUGGCAACUGUUUUUGCCGACUCCACACCUGGGGAAGUGUGUGAGAAGACAAAUGCGACAAGCUGUGAGGAAUGUCUUAGAAAUGUGUCGUGCCUGUGGUGCAUCACUACCAAGAAUUGUGUGACAUAUCCAGUGAAGACCAUCCUCCCCCCCCACGCACUCUGUCCGCUCAAUGACGCCCGCUGGGGGCUCUGCUGGAUGAACUUCCAGACACUGAUAAUCACCUUGGCAGUGAUUGGAGGAGUUAUUAUCAUCGCCUUCCUGGUCUGCCUCUUCUGCUGCUGCAAGUGUGAGAAAUUUGGAUCCCAAAGGUUUGAGGCCAAAAUGGCGAAGCAGGCCACUAAAGUUAAAACCAAGCAGGAAGAGAGGAGGGCUGAGAUGAAACAAAGACAUCAAGAAAUCAGGCAGAAAUACGGUCUAAGUGGGCCAAACCCGUACUCCAAAUUCGCAUGAGAUCACUGAGCUGAGACUUUCCUCCAUGGACACAGCUGAUGCAUCGCAGCCUGCCUUUGGUUAUGAGACCACGUAGAAACUACGAAUGAAUGUAAACUGUAACUAUGGAAAUCUCCACAAAACUGACAGAGUUUUUGUACACACAGCCUCUAGCAUCGUUCAGCUGAUGAAUAUUUCCAUUUAAAAACUGCUGCUCUGUAAGAGGCUGGAACCAGAAACUGGAGUGUUGUUUAAAACUACAGUUCUCUGUCAUAUGGCUCCUACAAUGUCAAUAUACUUAUGCUAUUUAUUUGUCUUUAGUUUAUUUGAACAGAAUGUGUAGAUGUUUGUUUCAGACCUGAAAUAUUCUAUCUUUUUGCUUUAGAAGAAAUGGCUUUUGCUCCUAAAUUGCAGUUAUUAAUGAGUUAAACUUGAGAUAUAAUGCUUCUUUUGUACUUUGUGUGACUUUUCUUGUUUCAAACUUCUUAAGGCAGUUUUUAUUUAGUUCUUAUUAAAGGGUUUUCGCCCCAUUUUAAAUGGUGUUUUAACCCAUGGCUGCAAAAUUUAUUGAUACUUUUUUUUUUUAAUGAUGGCUUCAUCUUUGAUUGUUACAAAUUGUAUAUCUUUCCUGUGAAGACAACUAAUAAAAUACUUUAGACUGG